AUGGGGAUCAAAGGGUUAAACGAGGCCCUGGCAGCUGUCAGCAUAUGGAUGGGGGAUGUGUUGGUGUCAGAUGACGGGCCCUACUCUAAGGGCAACAAGGACUCUGGAGGGACCGACCAUGCCUCCAGGAGACGCAGUAUUGCAGAAGACUACCGGGGUGUGACCACCGUGGACCUGAUAAAGAGGGAGGGCAGCAGCCUGGGCCUCACCAUCUCCGGGGGGUCCGAUAAGGACGGCAAGCCCAGAGUGUCAAACCUACGGCCAGGUGGGCUAGCUGCCAGGAGUGACCAGCUGAAUGUGGGAGACUACAUCAAGUCUGUGAAUGGCAUCAACCUGUCCAAGCUCCGCCACGAUGAGAUCAUCAGCCUGCUGAAGAACAUAGGGGAACGUGUGGUGCUGGAAGUGGAGUACGAAUUACCUCCCUUUGUCCAGAAUGCUCCCUCGGGUGUCAUAUCUAAGACCAUAGAGGUGUGCCUAUACAAGGAGGGUAACAGCUUUGGAUUCGUCAUGAGAGGAGGGUUCCAUGAAGACUGGCACAGGUCUUGUCCUCUGGUAGUGACCUACGUACGGCCCGGGGGUCCUGCUGAUAGAGAGGGCACACUGAAGGCUGGUGACCGCGUGCUGAGCGUGGAUGGGAUGCCCUUAAACCGAGAGAAGCACGCUGACGCCCUCACUAUGCUGAUGCAGUGUAGCCAGGAAGCCCUGUUCCUGAUUGAGUAUGACGUCUCCGUCAUGGAGUCUGUGCAGCAGGCCUCUGGCCCCCUGCUGGUGGAGAUAGUGAAGUGUCCUGCAGCCAGCCUGGGUGUCAGCCUGGCUACUGCAGUGUACAGGAACAAGCAGGUCAUCAUCAUUGACAAAAUCAAACAGGCCAGUGUGGUGGAGAGGUGUGGGGCAUUGCAUAUAGGUGAUCUUCUCCUGUGUAUAGAUGGGACCAGUACUGAGCACUGUUCCCUGAUGGAGGCCACACAGCUGUUGGCCCAAACCUCUGACGUUGUUAAAUUGGAGAUCCUGCCAGCCAAUCAGAGCAGACUUCCCAUGAGACCUCAAGACACAGCUCUGGUGUGUGGUGGCUUCUCCCCUUCCUCCACAGCCACCUCAGGGUACAGCAGCAGCCAGGGCAGCAACACCCUACCCUGCCCCAUCCCAUCCACCAGCCCCCGUAGCACCACAAAUAAGAGACGCCAGAGGAGGAAGGAGCACAAGAGCUCACUGUCCCUAGCAUCCAGCUCAGUGGGCCCUGGGGGUCAGGUUGUUCAUGUGGAGACCAGCGAGGUCAUCCUGAGGGGGGAUCCACUCACAGGGUUCGGGGUUCAGCUGCAGGGGGGUGUCUUUGCCACAGAGACCCUGACCGUUCCCGCAGUCAUCCGCUUCAUCGAGCCUGACAGCCCUGCCGAAAGAUGUGGGUUGCUGCAGGUGGGGGACAGACUCCUGUCCAUCAACAGAAUCCCUACAGAGGAUGGAACACUGGAGGAGGCCAAUCAGCUACUGCGUGACGCCGCUCUGGCCAAUAAGGUCACCCUGGAGAUUGAGUUUGAUGUAGCAGAAUCAGUGGUUCCCAGUAGUGGCACGUUCCAUGUAAAACUGCCCAAGAGGAGAGGAGUCGAACUUGGUAUCACCAUCAGUGCAAGCAAGAGACCUGACAAACCUCUGAUCAUCUCUGAUAUCAGGAAAGGAAGCAUAGCCCACAGGACGGGUACGUUGGAGCCAGGGGACAGGCUGCUGGCCAUCGAUAACGUGCGUCUGGAGAACUGCACCAUGGAGGAUGCUAUGCACGUGCUUCAGCAGGCAGAGGACAUGGUCAAGCUCCGGAUCCAGAAGGACGAGGACAACGCUGAUGAGCUGGAGAUGUCUGGUUCCAUUAUCUACACGGUGGAGCUGAAGCGUUACAACGGCCCGUUGGGUAUCACCAUCUCAGGCACAGAGGAGCCCUUUGACCCUAUCGUCAUCUCAGGCCUCACCAAGAAUGGCCUGGCAGAAAGGACUGGUGCCAUCCAUAUAGGGGACCGUGUCUUGGCCAUUAACUGUGUGAGUCUGAAGGGGAAACCACUGAGUGAGGCCAUCCAUCUUCUCCAGAUGGCCGGAGAGACUGUCACCCUCAAGAUAAAAAAACGACAAGACGGUAUGUAUCAAUCAGAUGUGCAGCAGAUGUCGGAGCAGGCAGGGUUCCUGAGCGACACAGAGGAUGAGCUGACUGACUCUCAGAAGACCAGUAAACAUUCAGGGGUGUACUCUGCCACCGUGCCCAGCAUGGACUCUGCCAUGAGCUCCUGGGACGGCUCCGGCAUCGAUGCUGACUACGGCAGCCAAAGAACGUAUCUCCACAGAGCUGCAGAUUUGACUUUCCAGCCGAAUGAGUGGAGACGCACCAAACCACCCAGGACCCACCUCAACUCCAUCUCCACUGGCCUUAGCGGCCUUACCCACCACUCCCACCUCUACGAUGGGAGAUACACUGAGGAUGACUGGGAUAAGGCUGCUGGAUACGCCAGCCCCCCUAGUUGCCAUGGCACCCUGAAACAGGAGGAUAGCUUCUGGUCCCAGGCGUUGCAGGACCUAGAGACCUGCGGCCAAUCAGAGAUACUCAGGGAGCUGGAGGCGUCCAUGACUGGCAGCACUCUCAGCCUGUAUCUGGAGGAAACGAGGUCCCAGGAUGACUCAGUGCUACAGAGCAGAAUCAGUCCUGUGAAGAGGGGUCCCAUUCAUGACGAGCCCAAGACCAAAAGCAACCUGCAGAGGUCAAACAGGACCAGGGACACACCACCCAGGGGGAGAGGGGAGCCCCAGGAGACCAGCUCCCCUACAGCCCUGGAACUACUGAAGGUGACCCUGAGGAAGGACCCAGACUGUGGAGACUUCGGCUUCAGUGUGUCAGACGGCCUCCUGGAGAAGGGUGCCUACGUCAACAUGAUCCGACCAGAUGGUCCUGCCGACCAGGCCGGGUUGAAACCCUAUGACCGCAUUCUGCAGGUGAACCGAGCAAGGACCAGAGACUUUGACUGCUGCCUGACCGUCCCCCUCAUCACUGAAGCAGGAGACAGCUUGGACCUGGUAAUCAGCAGGACCCCCCUGGCACAGGCAGAUAAUGGGCCGCCUCAGGACUGCGAGGACCCGUCUGAUUCACUGUUGGACUUCCCAUAUUACAGGACCAACAGUAUCGCCCUGUGACCAAGGUCCAGGUGGGACAUUAUGGAUUAAUAGGCACUGCACAUUACACACACUGAUUUUGUUUCAUAUCUCUUGUACAGACACACACACACACAACCACAUUCACACGUGAGCAUACAUGUGUACGUGUAAGUAUUCACACAGACACACUGU
Salvelinus namaycush (lake trout) is the source of this 3318-nucleotide messenger RNA. RefSeq names its product glutamate receptor interacting protein 2a (gene grip2a). The record is from RefSeq and is a predicted model, not a curated record. Lineage: Eukaryota; Metazoa; Chordata; Actinopteri; Salmoniformes; Salmonidae. The transcript has 23 exons. Gene Ontology annotation, biological process: neurotransmitter receptor transport, endosome to postsynaptic membrane. Bases 1 to 3165 code for a protein of 1054 amino acids. Gene Ontology annotation, molecular function: protein binding.